Molecule: messenger RNA, 1151 nt
Organism: Gossypium raimondii (Peruvian cotton)
Lineage: Eukaryota; Viridiplantae; Streptophyta; Magnoliopsida; Malvales; Malvaceae
Product: 50S ribosomal protein L13, chloroplastic
Exons: 4
Coding region: 118-852 (244 amino acids)
Biological process (GO): negative regulation of translation; translation
Cellular component (GO): ribosome; cytosolic large ribosomal subunit
Molecular function (GO): structural constituent of ribosome; mRNA binding
Source: RefSeq, a predicted model, not a curated record
UGUAGUGUCACUGUGCUGGGAAAAAGUGAAUGUAAAACGAAAGAAGCCUAUCUUAUCCGAUGUCUUAAGUAGUUCAUAGAAGCAGCAACGGUGAAGCAGUAGGUGAAACCAAAGAAAAUGGCUAUCCUUUGUGCUUCAACCUCAACCAUUUUCUCUUCUUCAGAGAGAACUUCGUUUGGUUCUUUGAAAAAGACUAUUCCCAGUAACCAAAGCUCAUUUCUUGGGUUCUUCCCUGUAGCAGCAUUGUCCAAACCUGGCUCUGUUCUGCCAACAACACUGUCUUUCUCUAAACGAGAUUUCCGGGUUUGUUGCCAGGACCUCUCUCUUGUCCCUGAAAACCAACGUUGGAUGUUCGAAGAAUCCGAGGCUGAUGGCCCUGACAUUUGGAACAACACAUGGUAUCCCAAAGCUAAAGAUCACAUAAAUACAGAAAAAACAUGGUAUGUUGUUGAUGCUACGGAUAAAAUUCUGGGAAGACUGGCAUCAACAAUUGCCGUGCAUAUUCGUGGAAAGAAUUUGGCCACUUAUACUCCUAGUGUGGAUAUGGGAGCCUUUGUGAUAGUGGUAAAUGCUGAAAAAGUUGCUGUAUCUGGAAAGAAAAGGACACAAAAGCUCUACAGGAGGCAUUCAGGAAGACCAGGUGGCAUGAAAGUGGAAACAUUCAACCAGCUGCAGCAGAGAAUUCCUGAAAGAAUUAUUGAGCAUGCUGUUCGUGGUAUGCUUCCUAAAGGAAGGCUUGGUAGAGCAUUGUUUAACCACCUAAAGGUUUACAAGGGUCCAGACCAUCCACACGAUGCCCAGAAGCCUAUUGAGCUGCCAAUACGGGACAAGAGGGUUCAGAAGCAGAGAUAAUCAAAAUAUAAAGCAGGGUCUGGCUUGAGAGUGCGCAGGCAAUGCUUCACAUCCUGCUUGCCAUUUACUCAUGUUUUUGGUCCUCCGAGUAUGAGCUUCUUUCUUUGGCUCUCCAUGACAGCAUGCUGCACUUGUUUAUAUUUUGAUUGUUGAGGUAUUUGAAAUGAAUCUUACCUUUCUUGAGCUGAAGUUGGAUGCUAAACUCUGAUUGUUAUUUAUGAUGUAUGUUUCAGUUUCUUGGGAUUGAACCAAGUUUGUUUGAUUCAUUAAUCAAAUAAUUCAUCAUUUAUUUCUUUUAA